Messenger RNA from Engraulis encrasicolus (European anchovy), 1012 nucleotides. RefSeq names its product cornichon family AMPA receptor auxiliary protein 4 (gene cnih4). NCBI's taxonomy places the organism in Eukaryota, Metazoa, Chordata, Actinopteri, Clupeiformes, Engraulidae. Gene Ontology annotation, cellular component: endoplasmic reticulum membrane; COPII-coated ER to Golgi transport vesicle. The transcript has 5 exons. Gene Ontology annotation, biological process: endoplasmic reticulum to Golgi vesicle-mediated transport. The record is from RefSeq and is a predicted model, not a curated record. Bases 20 to 439 code for a protein of 139 amino acids.
GAAGGAAGGACGUUGAAAGAUGGAGGCGGCGGUGUUCAUUCUAUCGCUUGUCGACUGCUGUGCUUUAAUUUUUCUUUCGGUCUACUUUAUUAUCACUCUUUCAGAUCUAGAGUGCGACUACAUCAAUGCACGAGCCUGUUGUUCGAAGUUGAACAAAUGGGUCAUUCCGGAGUUGGUGGGCCAGGCCCUGGCUACAGUGCUGAUGCUUGUGUCCAUGCACUGGUUCAUCUUCCUCCUCAACGUGCCAGUGGCUGUCUGGAAUAUUUACAGGUUCCUGAAGGUGCCCAUGGGCAACAUGGGGGUGUUUGACCCCACGGAGAUCCACAACCGCGGCCAGCUCAAGUCUCACAUGAAGGAGGCCAUGAUCAAACUGGGCUUCCACCUGCUCUGCUUCUUCAUCUACCUGUACAGCAUGAUUCUGGCCUUGAUCAACGACUGAGUCUUCCAUGACCUCUUGCCCCAGUUUGCCAACUGUAACCCUUCGUACGCUGUAACUAUGCCAUCAUCAUCUGAGGUCCCGAUCUUCAGCACUCCCAUCAGCCCUCACCACAGGGCUCUUCUCUUCUCUUCUCUUCUCUUCUCUUCUCUUCUCUUCUCUUCUCUUCUCUUCUCUUCUCUUCUCUUCUCUUCUCUUCUCUUCUCCUCUUCUCUUCUCUUCUCUUCUCUUCUCUUCUCUUCUCUUCUCUUCUCUUCUCUUCUCUUCUUUUCUCCAAUCCCCUUUUCGCUCCUGACCACUCCUCUCGUUUCCUUUCCCCCUCCUGUCCACCCGUUUCUUCACUUUUCUUCUUCUCCGUCUUUGCUGGUCCCCUCCUCACGGGUGUUAUCUUCUGUCUCGUCUCUUGCCUAGUAUCCUAUUCUCUAGCUAUCAUCCUAUCCUCUGUCUACUAUCCUAACCUGACCUCUGUUGUCCUGUACUCUAUUUUUUAUGACUGUACACCUCUUUUAUUCUAAAACAAGAUGUGGAUCAACGUCACAAGACAGUCUUUUUUUCCUGUGUGCGUGUGCGUGCGCG